AUGUACUGACGCCUACCGGUAUCUCGGCCGGGUCAGCGUACUCGGUCAGACCGUCUCAGACGAGUAUGCACCCGGAAUGAACGAGACAGUACUCUAGUGCAACUCUAGUGUCGUUAUGCUCAUGCCGGGACACAUGAGGUUCCCAGAACGGACUAGCCGGAGACUGCGGGCCAGGCAGAUGCUGUGACGUCACGCGCUUGCAGCCUUCGCACUCCAGCCCAUGCAUCAUCGCGCGGCGCGCCCAAAAGGCGGCGGGCAUCCACCCGUUGGUUUUCAGACCGCCCCCGUCAGCCGCAGCACACCUCUUCCCGCCUGUGUCUGCCCCUUCCUCCUCACCUACGCCCUUCUGCGACGACCGUCACGACCUGCUCAUCUACACGCCUCACGAUCUACUGCUGCUAAGACUUGCAUCUAUUGAGACACCAUGGUCAACUUUGACAACCACGUGCGGAGGGGACACCCGAUCGUGUUUGGCCUGAUUGUUUUCUUCGGGAUCAUCGAGGUCGCAAUCUCAGGAUGGCUCACGGGCAUGUACAACUCGCACCACAAUUACUUGAGCCACUCCGUGCGCGACCGCACGCGGUACAUCCUCUUCACGUCCUGCUGGACCGUGUUCUUCUCCCUGUUCUACCUCGCGCUCUUCUGGCACUCCGCGUCCACGGGCUCGGUUGCCACGAGUGUAAUGAGCCAUGGAGUAUUCCUGUUCAUCACCUGGGUGCUUUGGGUCGCUGCGGCCGCUAGCAUCACAUCCGCCCUCAAUGGCGGGCUGGACUGCAACAUCCAUUACACAUACUGCGGUCAGCUGAACGCCUUGGAAGCCUUUGCGUGGAUCGAAUGGAUCAUGAUCACCUUCGCGCUGGUUGUUGUCUUCUUCCGAGGCUUCACAGCUUCACGCCGCGGAGAUGGCCUCAGAGGUCAACUCAUUGCCUAGCUUCACGAUCUCGAAUGUCAGCCCCAACGAU
Fomitopsis serialis is the source of this 962-nucleotide messenger RNA. RefSeq lists its product as uncharacterized. The record is from RefSeq and is a predicted model, not a curated record. Gene Ontology annotation, cellular component: membrane. The transcript is spliced from 7 exons. NCBI's taxonomy places the organism in Eukaryota, Fungi, Basidiomycota, Agaricomycetes, Polyporales, Fomitopsidaceae. The coding region runs from base 425 to 931 and encodes 168 amino acids.